UUGUCUCUCUCUCUCUCUAUUAUACGUUACCAAAACCAACGCGUUCCAUUUUCAGUGAUUUCCAGCCAUUAUAAUUUUUAUUUCUCAGAGUGAAGCACGUUUCACGCGUUCGAGGAAGAUUUAAUUGUUAAUUCUAAAGAUAUUAACUGAAAACUAAUAAAAAAGAAAAUGCCAAACUACAAAUUAACUUACUUCCCAGUUAAGGCUUUGGGAGAGCCCAUUCGAUUUGUAUUGAGUUAUGCUAAAAUCGAUUUUGAAGAUGAUCGUUUCGAUCGGGAAAAUUGGCCAAAACUGAAAGAUCAAAUGCCUUAUGGUCAAGUUCCCGUUCUUGAAGUUGACGGAAAGCAGAUGCAUCAAUCAAAUGCAAUUUGCCGUUAUUUUGCUAAACAAUGUGGUCUUGCUGGAAAAAAUGAUAUGGAAGCUUAUGAAAUUGAUGCCGCAGUUGAGACUAUUCAUGAUCUUCGUGCAAAAAUCGCUGCAUACAGCUAUGAAGCUCAUGAAGAAGCAAAAGAACAAAAAUUGAAAACAAUGAAGGAAACUGUGCCUUACAUAUUGAAGAGAAUGGAAGAACAAGUGAAGAAAAAUGGCGGUUAUUUCGUUGGUGGAUCUCUUUCAAUGGCUGAUUUGACAUUUGUCGCUAUUUUGGACUAUCUCAACUAUAUGGCCAAGUAUGAUAUUAUUGAGGACUAUGAGAAUUUGAAGAAAUUGAAGGAGAAGGUUCUUGCUGUUCCUCAAAUUAAAGAAUGGGUCGAGAAACGUCCCAAGACUGAUUUAUAAAAGUUUUUUUAUAUUUUUCACUUUUUAUUACUUUUAAAUAUGUUAAAACAAGUAUCAUAUUGUUUUUUUUAAAAAAAGAGACUGUAUUACUUUGUCGUUUAAUUCAUUCAAUGAAAAUUUUAAAGCCUUUAAUAAGAGAUUAUCAAAUGUUGUUAUCAUCGUAAAAAAAAGAUGUCUUGUAUUUUGCAUUUUAAUAAAUAUCAAUUUUAGUAUAA
Messenger RNA from Leptopilina boulardi, 992 nucleotides. Its product is annotated as glutathione S-transferase-like. The coding region runs from base 169 to 777 and encodes 202 amino acids. The record is from RefSeq and is a predicted model, not a curated record. Gene Ontology annotation, biological process: glutathione metabolic process. Gene Ontology annotation, molecular function: glutathione transferase activity. Lineage: Eukaryota; Metazoa; Arthropoda; Insecta; Hymenoptera; Figitidae. The transcript has 4 exons.